This is a messenger RNA of Rotaria sp. Silwood1, 2589 nucleotides long. NCBI's taxonomy places the organism in Eukaryota, Metazoa, Rotifera, Eurotatoria, Philodinida, Philodinidae. The record is from the annotation of a GenBank genome assembly.
AUGAGUGCAAAAAUAACACAACGUCGUCGUCAACUCGAUAAUAAACGUUCAUCGAGUGUAAAUAAUGAAAAUACAAAUGGAAAUGCAAAUAUUAUUGCAGCAGCUGCUGCAGCUAGACGACGAAAUCAACAUCGUCAUUAUCCAACAUCAAAUCGAUCUCGUUUUGAAUAUUUAUUUAAAAAUAUAAUGAAAAAAAAAUUUCCAAUUACAAUACCAUCUUAUUUAAUAACAAUGAUUGGUGGAUUAAUAUUUGCAUUUUUUUUAUAUAGAGUUAUAAUAACAAUUAUUGAUUAUCGUAAUCAAUAUGAAUAUACAAAUAUACCAAUUAAAUUACCUAAACUUGUUAAUAUUAAUGAUACAACACCCAAAUUUAGUCCAGAAAGAUUUUGGGGAACAUAUAGAUCCAAUUUAUAUUUUGGUAUAAAACAUCGAAGUGCUCGAUCAUUAAGUGGUGGAUUAAUGUGGUUCGAUUAUAAUAAAUUACAGCAAUCAAAUGAUAGAUUUCUUAGACAUUGGUGUGAUCAAAAUGAUCGUUUAAAAUAUGGAUGGACUUAUCAUGAUGGAGAAACAUUUGGUAUUGAACAAAUUUAUGAUGAUAAUUUACAUUUAAAUAUUCAAUGGCUUAAACAAAUUAAUGGAGAACAUGGUGGAGAUUGGACAACAAGAAUUAAUGUUACUCCACAACCUCAAAAUCGUACAAUACCAAUAUCUUUAUUUUUCUAUUUUCAUCAUGAUCUACCUUGGAUUGAUGAAAUAAGUACAAUAUCAAAUGAAUCUCCUGAUAUAAUAAUAAUUCGUGGUCAAACAAAUGAAUUAGAUGGUUUUACAAUAAAAAUUAAAUUAAAUACACAAACAAAUCAAAUUUUAACACGUACAUUAACUGAUAUAUUUCAUUUAGAUAAAAUUCAUGAAAAUCUUCUAACAAAAUUAACAACAAAUUCUUAUGAACAACCUUAUGUACUUCUUAUUGAUCAACCAUUUAAAGAUUUUGAACAUAAUACAUUUUUUAUUCAAUUAACAUUAAAACAACCAUUAGUUAAUGAAAUAUUUUCAUUUGAUAUUAUUUAUCAAUCUGAUUCAUCAAAUAAUGAACGAGAACAAGAUUUAACUGGUUAUUAUUUUAAUGAAGAAAUUAAUCGUUUACAAAAACAAUUUGAUGAACGUUUUGAAAAUAUAUUUCAAUUAAAAACAAAACAAAAUAUGGAUAUUAAAAAAAUUAAUUUUGCUAAAUCAACAUUAAGUAAUUUAAUUGGUGGAAUUUCUUAUUUUACUGGUAAAUCAUUAGUAGCAAAAGUCAAUCAAAAAAUUCCAGAUGAAUAUUGGACAACAAAUUUAUAUACAGCUGUACCAUCACGUUCAUUUUUUCCACGUGGUUUUCUUUGGGAUGAAGGUUUUCAUAAUCUUCUUAUUGCUCGAUGGAAUAAAAAUAUAACUAUUGAAAUUCUUUCACAUUGGUUUGAUAUGCUUAAUGAUAAUGGAUGGAUACCUAGAGAAGUAAUACUUGGUGAUGAAGCUCGUAUUCGUGUACCAACUGAAUUUCAAAUACAAUAUACUAAUAAUGCUAAUCCUCCAACAUUCUUUUUAACAAUUGAAUAUUUAUUAAAAAUUGAUCCAAAUAAUCAUUUAUUUAAUUUACCAUUUAUUCAACGUCUUGAAAAAUGGUAUCAAUGGUAUAAUCGUACACAAUAUGGUUCACAACCAUUAACAUAUCGUUGGCGUGGUAGAAAUGCAUCAUCAAUAUAUGAAUUAAAUCCAAAAACAUUAACAAGUGGUCUUGAUGAUUAUCCACGUGCAUCACAUCCAACUGAUGGUGAACGUCAUAUAGAUUUACGUUGUUGGAUGACAUUAGCAUCAACAAUAUUAGGUAAACUUUAUACAUUAAUAAAUAAUGAACAAACAAAUCAAUAUUUAAAUUAUGCACAAUUACUUUUAAAUAAUGAACAACUUGAUCAAUUACAUUGGUCUGAACAAUAUGGUAUGUAUGCUGAUUAUGGUUUACAUACUGAUUAUAUACAAUUACAACGUGUACCUAUUGGAAAAUUAAAUCCACAACAACCACAACAACAACAACAAACACAUAUGAUUAGACAAAUUACAAGACAAUCAGAUUUAAAUCUUAAAUAUGUUAAACAUUUUGGUUAUAUAUCAUUAUUUCCAUUAAUGACACGUAUUUUAAAUUCACAAUCACCAAAACUUGAAAAAAUUUUAAAUGAUUUACAAAAUCCAAGUUUAUUAUGGACACAAUAUGGUUUAAGAUCAUUAGCACAAACAAGUUCAUUAUAUGGUAUUAGAAAUACUGAACAUGAUCCACCUUAUUGGCGAGGUGCUAUAUGGAUUAAUAUGAAUUAUAUGGUUUUAUCAGCUUUACAACAUUAUGCAAAAACAUCUGGACCAUAUUCUGAUAAAGCUCGUCAAAUAUAUGGACAAUUACGUACAAAUUUAAUAACAAAUAUGUAUCGUGUUUAUGAAAAAACAGGUCAUAUUUGGGAACAAUAUGAUGAUAAGACGGGUCAUGGACAAGGUAGUCAUUCAUUUACAGGAUGGUCAUCACUUAUUGUAUUAAUUAUGUCUGAACUUUAUGAUGACUAA